This is a messenger RNA of Brassica oleracea var. oleracea, 789 nucleotides long. RefSeq lists its product as uncharacterized. Bases 1 to 789 code for a protein of 262 amino acids. The record is from RefSeq and is a predicted model, not a curated record. NCBI's taxonomy places the organism in Eukaryota, Viridiplantae, Streptophyta, Magnoliopsida, Brassicales, Brassicaceae. The transcript has 2 exons.
AUGGAAGACGUCCUAUCUCGAGCCUGGGCGCAUGUCAAAUGGGAGGAAGAUCUCGCCAGCCGUGCCAAGGCGCAACAAAGGCAAGAUCCCAAGACGACCAGACCAGACCAAACCGAGCAAGACGAGAAACCCUCUCAAAGACCAGCUAGGGACUCCGGGAAUCGAAACCGGGGCAGGGGCAGGGGCAGGUGCCAGAACCGGCCAAUCGAGAAGGCAGAAGGGAUGGACCGAGUGAUCCAUGUCAUCUCGGGCGGUUUGGAAAUCAGCGGCAUAAGCCAUGCAGCCACGAAGAAAAGCACCUGGAACGCCAAGCACGGCCUAGAGGCAGCUAAGCCAAAACACCUGCUCCUAGGAACGGACGAGAUAAGUUUCACGGCCAAAGAGCAGGAGAAAGUCCUCACUCCUCACCAUGACGCCUUGGUUAUCUCCUUCACUGUAGCUAACUGCCUGGUAAAAAGGAUACUGGUAGAUAAUGGAAGCUCAGGAAACAUCAUCAUCCAGGCCGCAUAUAAGGACCUGGGGCUGGAGGAAGGUGCUCUAACUCGGAGGAUAACCCCCCUUAUAAGGUUCAGCUGGGAGGUUAAACAAACCGCUGUGGAGGUAACCAUCCCCGUAUACGCCGAAGGAGUCAACGUAUCAACCAAGUUCCUCGUGGUAGAUUGCGAUUCGUCCCACAACAAAAUAUUAGGACUGCCCUGGAUCCACGGAAUGGGGGCCGUCCCCUUGACUCUUCAGCAAAUGGUGAAGUUAACUACGCCCUGGGGCAUAAAGGCGAUCAGAGAGGAUUAA